AUUUUGACGUGUCUUAAUCUAAAUCCAAUUGUCCAUCCUUCCACUGGUAAUCCUUAUUUGGCUGAGGACUAGUCGUGACUUCACCAAAACAAAGCAAGAAAAUGCCACAAAAGGAAGUUGUUGUCGAACAGCGUGGCGGCCGUCCGCGUGCGGUUUGGCGGUUCUAUUCCGAACAAGACGCUGUGACGGGAUCGGAAGCUCCGAGUGUACUUCUUAAGUUGUAUUUCGAGCUAGAGGCAGAUGUGAUGAGAUAGCAUUGUGAGCAAAUGAUAUUAGAAAAAUGAGAACUUAGGCAGAUUGCCGAGUAGAUUCGAGUCAUCAAGUAUAACAAUCAAACCUAACCUAACCUAACCUAAAUUGCAAAGGGCGACGAACAAGAACGGAAACUAAAGGAAGACGCUUUUGAUGCGACUAUCGCUCUGCAGCAGCAGGAACCAAGGGACGACUUCAAGUAUUUAUUCACACGAUGAAACUAAUGCAAAAAUUCUAAGAUCAACAUAGUUCAAUGCAAUUUUUGUCCUACUACAUACUGGUCCAGUAUGUAGUACUACAACAAGUCUUCACUCAGUAGAAGUUGUAUCAUGUUUUUUGUUCUAGUAGAACAAGAAGCUCGAGUUGUCAUCCUACCCCUCCUCCAACAGAGGUACACCGAGCAAGACUUUCCGGUCGCCAUAAAUGAUCCUGGGACCAACGAAGACAAAGUCGACCCACAAACGCGUGUGGGAUAUGCUUUGUCUUAUGAGAGACAAGGUCACUCAUCAUCACAACUAAAGUACUAAGUAAAGCUCACCUAGUUGCAACGGAAGAACUCCCCAUAAUCCUUUGCCUUUCUUGCUUUCUACUCCCAAACCUUGUUCGUGGCCUCUCUUAUACCUUCCUAAACCUUGUUCGUGGCCUCACUUAUGCCUUCCUUCCUUCUAAUCCCAAACCUAUCGUUCCCCAGACGAAAGGAAUGACAUUAUCGACCGGCGAGUCGAUAUCCUCUACAAUGACCAUAAAGUGCGAACCGCCAGACGUGAAGCGUUGAAACGGGAGAAGGAGAAGCUCGAUGAAGAAAGAUAUCUGGAGCAGAAAAACUAUUUAUGAAACAGUAGUUUACCCAAGAACAUCAAGUGGAUGAAUGGAAUAGUUCCUUCCCAAUCCAUACACCUAUAUUACCUCAUGAAGUCAGUCAGACUCGGAGCUGCAGUACUCGGGAUGCGAUUGAAUGAAUCAUGAAGUAGUAGUUUACAUGUUAUUUUUUAUGAACACACUUGUACUAGCAGCUUCUAAGGUGCUGCUACUUUCCAACAAGAAUAAUGAAAGGUGCAGAUAGUAUCAAUUCCCAUUGUCCACUACAAACAAGACCCACAAGAAUGAUUUAUUUCAUCUUCUACAUUAAAGAAUUAUACCCUUCCCCUUCUUCUUCAUAUUUCCUCCUGAAGCAAAAAAGUCGAAGGGAGAUGACGGAUGAGGAAUUUGGUAGUUACUGGAAAGAGAGGAUGCACGAAUGGAAAGACACCAUGGCUGUAAGAGCGAAAUUGAAAGAGGUAUUGACAUUCUUGCUUAGAUGACUGCAUUGACAAUCUAGUCCUAGUCGUUAGCAGGGGAUGGAAAUACAAGUCAGGACUCUAUUCUGCAUCUUCUACAACAGAAAAAGGACGAGAUACAGGAAAGAGAGGAGCUUGCAGAAUGCACCUUCAAGCCUGACACCUCAACCAGCCUCAAGUGGACGCAGAAACGGCAGCAAAGCAUCCAGAAACACAAAACAAGUCUACUCCGUAUUGCCAGACUACAACGGGACCAGCUUCAAUUAAGACUUGUUGCCUUGAUUAAGGCUACAAGAAAUCCAUCUUCACUGGCAUCUUGGUCCCGUUUUUAGAGGGAAAAGGAGACCCAGGAUGCUGCUGAAGAUGGACUUCUCUUAGUCCUAGCUUGCUCUUGCUUCAUCUUGAGAAGCGCCUUGAUCUUUGGCUCCCGUUCUAGCAAAGAGGAGGCACGUCAAUGAAUAAGAUGUGACUCAUCUUCUAAGUACUUACAACUUACGAAGUAGAUGUGAACAAUUUAUUGUGCGAACAACUCUAACUCUACAGCUUGAGCAGUUGCACAGUCUUGAGGCUAGUAUCGAGUACAACCUGAAGCUCGAAUGCGAGAAGAAACUGGAGCAAGCCUCUGCUGAAAAUCCUGUGCUGGUGGACCGGUUUCUUGCAACCGAGAAAGGCGCUCAGUUACUCGAGAACCGCACUGCUGCGUACCUUGCUGCCAACAGCGAAGUUGUAGAAGACUCUAUUAUAGCUGCUUCUUCUAGUAUUACACGCGAACGUGCGGAGUCGGAAGCUGUGCGGGACAUCCUGGAUAAAUCUCUGGAGAACAUCCGAGAAAGAGUCAUAGACGACUUCAGGGCCAGAAGGAUUCACCAGAGGCGCGCCGUCAGUAUCCGCAAGUUACACGCUGUAGUGGAAUUACAGCGGAUCGAAAACGAAUAUCGAGAACUAGCGACUCAUUUGAAGGGAGAUCGGAAACUGGUACAACUGUACUUUACUCACUUACAAUAUGAAAAGAAAAUCUGUUAUCAUUACAACCGGUUAGUUUUCACCUUGAUCAAAUUAGUUUAGUAGGCUUAUCCCGUGCAACAAUCUGUUAUCAUUAUCAAGUUUCUUAAGUAGAAAAGUAUGAUAAUGAUAGAUAACAUACUUUGGCUUCAUAACUUAUGAAUGUUUCAUUGACGAGGGACGAGAGGACUCAGUAGUUGUGUUUAUAGGUUUAGGGAAUGGAAAUCUUAUGGUCGUGUUUCUUCAGAAGCAUCUUCUAUAUCAGGGAAGUGCUUAAUGUUGAUUUAGUCAAAUGACGUGAAAAAGUUCCAAGGUACUAGCAGCUAUGCGAUUGAUAGAGGAGGAAUACGAAGCCGCUUUUGGUGGGCAGACAGCGAGUGCAAGUUCAGUUACUUAUGAUGAAGUAACGAUUAUUGAAAACACCAGUCCUGAUCCUAUAGGCCAUGAAUUAAGUUUCUGAUCGUGAAAUUAGUAGCCAUUUUUACUCAAAGAACCACUGCUACAUCUUAAAUUUCCUCUAAUCCCUACCCACGUCUACCGGAACAACUCCGACUACAGUCAAGAGCGCCAGUGCGUCUUUUGCACCUGGGAACAGAGGUCGGCAGAAAGAACCAUUGCGAGGAUGGGGUCGCAAAAUGCUCUCAGAUCCUGUUAAUUAUGGGUGAAAACGAUGUAUUGUCUCCUUCUCCAGAAUAGGCCCGCCGUUCUUGAGAUGAAUGAAGCGAUCUCACGGAUCCACGUGAGUAUGCUAUGAUGCGAUAGAGCCAGGGCAUCCAAAAAAUCCCCCUUAGGAAGGUGUUUGGCUUAUCUGAGUUUUUCCCAACUCGCUUAUUUCAGUUUUUCGAGUAUUAUCUUCGUCUCCAGAUUUUUAAAUACUUAGGUUAAUCCUUCAAUAUUGAGAUUUUUGACCUAGAGGUAGACCAGUUCAUCUUCGACAAAGUCCGUACUCCUUACGAAGCUCCUUUUGGAUAGAGUUCACUUACACUUGUUAGUUGCAAUUCUGUUAGUUGCAAUUCUGUAUUUCAGGAAAUUCUGUACGAAAUGCAAUGAGAAAAUUGAAAUUCUAAUUUGCAGAAGCGAGUCUUCCGAGCACCAGCAAGGGGACAAGUGAAGGACCACAGGGCAAGGAGAAAGCGAGCCCUCUCACCUCUUCUGCUGCUGGAGGGUUGAUGCUGUCGACGGCAGCAUCUUCUGCAUCUCAAGGAAGCAACCCUGGUUCAGGACCAGCAUCUUCCGCGUCGCAAAAAGCAGAAGAGCUCAGGAAACGGGCCAGUGGAAUGUUUUUUCAGACAGAUCUGGUGACAAGGCUGAAGCAAGAGCCGUGGUUUUUGGUUGCAAAGCACGCUGCGGAGACCGAGGUGGCGGCAACAAGGAACAAACUUCACGUGGCGAUGCAACUUGGAGGUGACGAAUCUGGUAGCGGUUCGGUUUGUUGACACUUAAUCACACAGAUUUUCGUUGCGGGGCUUCUUGGGUGGUUAGGUUUGUUGGCAUUUGAUUACACAGAAGUUCGUAGACGAGCAGUGUUGAGAAGAACGGUCAAGAGCUGGAAUUAUCAAGAACUUCUACUUCUCCAAUAGCAUCCAACUUCUUGGGGGCUUCUUGGAUAGUGAAGACAAGUGGCACUUGAUUACACAGAAGUUCGUUGCGGGGAGAACAUCAUUGAGAUUUUUACACUAGGAGUCAUCCCAUAGGGACCACAAGAACAAGGAAAUAUUGAACUCCGCACUUCUCAUCUCCUGUAAGGAGUGGGUCGAAAGGGAAUGGACGACGCAUAAGAAAAAAACAUGCAAAUGACAAAAAGCACAAGAGCAGUUUACAUAUUUGAUUUAC
Messenger RNA from Amoebophrya sp. A25, 4364 nucleotides. The record is from the annotation of a GenBank genome assembly. NCBI's taxonomy places the organism in Eukaryota, Dinophyceae, Syndiniales, Amoebophryaceae.